AACGGGAUGACAGACAGUCGGAGUGGAGCCGAACAGUGCGCCUCUCUCUGACCUGCCUCCUCCGCUGAUUCACCGACUGCGACAUCGGGAGUAGCAACCGCAGCGGGAACCCCCUUUUUCUUUAUGAAGAACGUUAAAAAAUAAAAUAAAAAUAUAGACAUCGAUUCCAACUCGUAAACCGGCAAGGACCAAUCCUCUACUUACUACACUCACUAGAUACACAUCAGAUGGAGAGGCGAAACUAGUCCAGUCCAAAAAAGAUCGGCAGCCAGCAGAGUGCGGGACACGCUGGCCGGAGAAUCACCGCAACAUCCCCGCUUCAGCCGUGAGAUGACCGAGCGUGGGGAGUGGCAGUGAGGUGUGGCGAGAGAUGAUCCGGAAGAAGAUCUUCCUGGCCUUUGUGGUCAUCAGCACCGUCAGCCUCCUGCUUCACCAUGGGGGGCACCUGGAGAGCUGGACCAUGGAGGCCUUCUACCUGGGCUGCCCCGUCCUCUGCUCCUUGCCGUCACCGUGCCUGGAGCCCAAGCACACCCACGUGGCCUUCCUCAAGACCCACAAGACUGCCAGCAGCACCAUGCAGAACCUGCUCUUCCGCUUCGCCGAGCGCCACAACCUGACGGUGGCGCUGCCCAUCCAGUCGUGCGGCCACCAGUUCUGCUACCCGCGCACCUUCACCUCCCACUUCGUGCACCCCCACACCCUGCCGCCCUCCAUCGUCACCAACCACAUGCGCUUCAGCCGGGCCGAGCUGCGGCGGCUGAUGCCUGAGGACACGGUAUACAUCACCAUCCUGCGCGAGCCGGGCCUCAUGUUCGAGUCGCUCUUCAGCUAUUACAACCAGAUCUGCCAGAGCUUCAAGCGUGUGCCCAACUGCUCCCUGGAGGCCUUCCUGGAGGAGCCCCUGCGCUACUACCGGCCCAAGGAGAAGGACGCCAUGUACGCCCGCAACACCCUGACCUUCGACCUGGGCGGCGACAAGGACCGCUCGGCCGAGGACGUGGGCUACAGCCGGGCCUUCGUGGCGGAGGUGGAGCAGGCCUUCGCGCUGGUGAUGAUCGCCGAGCACUUCGACGAGUCUCUGGUGCUCCUGCGCCACCUGCUCUCCUGGGACCUGGAGGACGUGCUGUACCUGAAGCUCAACAUGCGCACGCUCAGCUCCAAGCGGAGCCUCUCGCCGGACCUCUCCGCCAAGAUCCGCGAGUGGAACGCCCUGGACGCCCGCCUCUACGACCACUUCAACGCCUCGCUGUGGCGCCAGAUCGCCGCCAUGGGCCCGGCGUGCGUGGCCCGGGAGGUGCGUCUGCUGCGCAAGCACCAGGACCAGCUGGUGAGGAACUGCUUCGGCCGGCGCAUGCCGCUGAUGCGCUCGGCCUCGCAGAUCAAAAACAAGGACCUCCGACCCUGGCAGCCCAACGCCAAGGUGGACAUCGUGGGCUACGACCUGCCGGCCAACCUCAGCCAGGUGACGUCCAGCCAGGCCCAGGAGAACUGCCUGAAGCUGAUCAUGCCAGAGGUGCAGUACACACAGCUGCUCCUGCACUCCCAGUCGCUGCUCUAUCGCCGGAACUUUCAGCAGCGUACUCCGCAGCGGCCUCAGACCCCCAAGUUGUCCGUGAGGUCGGUGCUGCCUCGCCGGCCCCCGGCCGCGUCCCCACAGGGGCCCGGAUCGGGCCCAGGCUCCACGUCAACAUCCACCCUGCGGCCUGCUGGAGGAACCCAGGCUAGAGGGGCGAAGCCUGGGCAGGGAUCCUCACCGACCCAAGCCUUGUAACCUGACUGUAACCAACCCGGUCUCAUCCACCUGCUUAAAUAUAACCAGAUUUGACACUUUCAAAGUGAGUGCAGUGUGUAGGCGCCAUGUACACUUUUGCGUGCAGUUGGUCGGCCAAUCCUUCGCUGUGGAGAGCCGAUUGAACGGUCAUGACAUCACCAUUGAUCUGGAAAACAAGAAGGCUCACAUUUAUUUUGGGGAAACGUGGAAAAUGUUUCGGACAUGAUUAAGAAAUAAUAUUGGCGAUACCUGAAAGAAUAACUAUUCAUAAUAACUAUUUAACUACGCUAGAAACGUUUUCAAAACAAAUUUUAAUGAUGAAACUAUAUCAAAAUAUUACAUUUUCCCUUGAGAAGCGACCGCUUUAGGUUAUGCUUGGUAUUUGAGGGCGUCUGCUCUCUACAGAAGUCAAUGAGAAGGAUUGGCGGAAUUGUCACCUGCAUGCCAAAAUUGGAUGCUCAAAUCGUGUUAUUUAUACGCAGAUAGGUUAGAUCGGAUGUCUACAACAGACUUGAUAGAGGCUACAGUGCCCCAAUAACUAUGAGUGCCAAGGCGAAUCCAAGGGAUAAACUUCAUGGUUAAGGUUACUUGAAUCAUCAUCCAUCCAUCCCUCCAGGAGAUGCCCUAUAAAUAACAAAAGACCAGACGAACCAAAUAAGAAGGGUGACCGCCAAGAUGCAUUGAUUGUAAUAAUAAUGGACUUGAUACCUAGAUCAUGAAUCAAACCAUCUAUUGUCACUUGGGGUCAAAUCAGCAUCCUUGGUUAUCCCCUUACCUCCUGCUUGUUCCCGAAUGAUCUGUGCACCCGUGAGUGUGUUUUUGUGUGUGUGUGUGUGUGUGUGUGUGUGUGUGUGUGUGUGUGUGUGUGUGUGUGUGUGUGUGUGUGUGUAUGUGUGUGUGCAUAAGCUUUCUGGAAAAUGAGCCCCCCCAAUGGGAACAGACCGAAAGCAGCGCAAAAGCGCGUUUUCGAAGAAUGUCCAAAAAUAAAAAAUAAACAGAUUCCAGCUCAUAAACCCGCAAGGACCAAUCCUCUACUGACUACACUCACAAGAGGCACAUCAGAUGGAGAGGAGAAACUACUCCAGCGGGAACCAAGUCCAAAUAGAGAUGGGCAGCCAGCACUGCCCGGAGAAUCACCGCAACAUCCCCGCUUCAGCUGUGAGAUGACCGAGGACCAUGGAGGCCUUCUCCCUGGGCUGCCCCGUCCUCUGCUCCCCGCCGUACCCAUGCCUGGAGCCCAAGCACACCCACGUGGCCUUCCUCAAGACCCAAAAGACUGCCAGCAGCACUGUGUAGAACCUGCUCUUCGGUGUCAACGGUGGCACUGCCCUGUCACCGGUUCUGCUAUCCAUGCACCUUCACCUCCAACCUCGUGCACCCCCACACCCUGCCGCCCAGCAUCAUCACGCCCGCAACACCCUGACCUUCGACUUGGGCGGCGAUACAAGGCCCGGUCGGCCGAGGAUGUGGGCUACAGCCGGGCCUUCGUGGCGGAGGUGGAGCAGGCCCUCGCACUGGGAAUGAUUGCAAGCACUUCGACGAGUCUCUGGUCCUCCGGCGCCACCUGCUCUCCUGGGACCUGGAGGCAGCGUCUCCUGCACUCCCAGUCACUGCUCUACCACCGGAACUACCAUUGGAGCACUCUGCAGCGGCCUCAGUCCCCCCAAGCAGUCCAUAAGGUCGGUACUGCAUCGGCACCAGCAGGUCCGGCGAUAUUGCAGACAGCACCCUGCCCGUAGGGGCCAGGAUCGGGGCCCAGGCUCCAUGUCCAUCUCUACCCUGCGGCCCGCUGGAGGAACCCAGGCUAGAGGCGCAAAACCUGGGCAGGGAUCCUCACUGACCCUUGUAACACGACUAUGAAAGACUUGAAUAGAGGCUAGGGUGCCCAAAAAACGGUCCCAAGAAACCGACCCCUUCUGGUAUGUGGGAUGAGGUUACUUUUAUCGUUGUCCCCGGCUAUCCUUCCAGGAGAUGCCCCAGAAAUAACAAAAGACUAACCAAAUGGAAAGGGUGCCAACGGAGAUACAUGGAUUUGAAUAAUAAAGGAUUUGAUACCCCACCCGCUCUGGUUUGUGGGAAAGCCCUUAAAACCCAAUUGACAACAACGAGUUCUCGGGAAGAAACACAGCGGCGCACCUAGUCGACCAUUGAGCAUUUUAGACGGAGGUACUGUUUUGAAGCGGUGGUGUUACCGUGUUAUCGGUACUCGACGGCAAAGUGGUUCAAUCGGCCUCACAGUGAGACAAAGUGAGCAUUGUGGCCGCCACACUGGCCAAGGAUCACGUUGCGUUCUGGGCCAUUGUUCCCUUUCAUUGAACCUCUUCCAGACUAUCUCUUUUCACCGGCGCUGCGCUCUCCUUGGCUCCCGGCUCUUUAACACACACUACUGAACGUCCUGGAAAAAGACCUGAUCAGCUGUGAGAGAGGAAGGGGAAUCUCUAUAGGUGCGUUUGCUUUGACUCUUCACCAACUCUUCUCGAGUCUCCUCUCCUUUGCCUUCCUCUUCCUCUCCUGUUUUCUCUAAUGGAAAGCAUACACAUUUAGUUUGAAGUAAAAAGUUCUGGAUGCUUUCUUUUUUGCUGAGAGAGAACCCAAAAAACAGUGUUUGGAGGACUGGAGAAUGGAGGACAGACAAAUGGACGGAGACGGGGCAAGAGAGAGAGAGAAGGGGAGAGGGAGUGAGAGACGGAAGCCACUUCCAAGGCAGUCGACCUGAAUAUCGCCAGCACAUCAAAUCCGUCCUGGGACUAUUAUUACCAUGAGCCAUGAUGGCAGGACCAAAAUACAGACUCAGACGAGCGGCCGUCUCUGUGCGGGACUCUGCCAACGGCGUCCCUCUCCCAGACUUCGAAAGUCCAUCAUCUCUCCCAUUCUUCCAUGACCCUUCCAUGCCCUUCAGCCCUGCCUGAAGACCCUGACUCUCUGGCUCUGUGGGACAGCAGGCCCGUAGGGUCAGGCUAAAGUCCUGCCCUGGGAUAACAGGCUAUGCUUGUUCUUGAACUGGAAAAGUUUGAAAGUUUGACUUUUGUAGUCUCAAACUGGAUUGUUUUAGUUUUUGUGGGGGUCGUGAUGGGUGUGUGUGUGUGUGUGUGUGUGUGUGUGUGUGUGUGUCUGUGUGUGUGAGUGUUUGUUUGUGUGUGUGUCGGGUAUUUACUGCAAUAAGCUCUACAGAACAAAUUAUGUGAAAGGUAUGGAUGUAAUAUGUUCAAAUCAGAAUCAAAUCUCUGUCAAACACACACACACACACACACACACACACACACACACACACACACACACACACACACACACACACACACACACACACACACACACACACACACACUAGCACAAACGCACGCUAAGACUAGCAAGCCCCCACAUGCACACAUUUACACAACCCGUUCUUCCAUGACCCUUCCAUGCCCUUCAGCCCUGCCUGAAGACCCUGACUCUCUGGCUCUGUGGGACAGCAGGCCCGUAGGGUCAGGCUAAAGUCAUGCCUAGGAUAACAGGCUAUGCUUGUUCUUGAACUGGAAAAGUUUGAAAGUUUGACUUUUGUAGUCUCAAACUGGAUUGUUUUAGUUUUUGUUGGGGUCAUGAUGGGUGUGUGUUUGUGUGUGUGUGUGUGUGUGUUUGCGUGUGUGUGUGUG
Messenger RNA from Gadus morhua (Atlantic cod), 5403 nucleotides. It is a transcript of the gene gal3st3, whose product is annotated as galactose-3-O-sulfotransferase 3. NCBI's taxonomy places the organism in Eukaryota, Metazoa, Chordata, Actinopteri, Gadiformes, Gadidae. Gene Ontology annotation, biological process: glycolipid biosynthetic process. Gene Ontology annotation, molecular function: galactosylceramide sulfotransferase activity. The record is from RefSeq and is a predicted model, not a curated record. Gene Ontology annotation, cellular component: membrane. The transcript has 4 exons. The coding region runs from base 371 to 1771 and encodes 466 amino acids.